GAGGGGUUUAGGUCAGUAUUUUGAAGAGAAGAAUCUGGCGCCAUAUCGUCUCUUUCAGGGAAACAUUCAGAAUUGAGUUUAUACCGAACAGUCAGUUGAGCGUUUCAGAGCAAAAUUCUGAAAAUGGAGACCGAAAGAGAAGUAGCGUGCAGGGAAAACGAAGAGCUAGCGGCGCACAUGUGGAAGAUGGCGGAAGACAAGAGAGGGAUAUCAGAUAAUAUUUAUAAGACUCUUCACAAGGCCUACACUAACGUCUGCAACUCCAAGGCCCCUAUUAAGACCCUCCGAGACCUUUCUCAAAUCAAGGGUGUGGGGAAGUGGAUUUUGAAACUAAUGCAAGGCUUUUUUGAGACUGAUUCGGAGGCUCCUGGUAAUGAGAACUUGAGUGAUAAAGGGAAGAAGAGGAAGGGAACUAAGAGGUAUAUGCCACAGAGGAACUCUGUGGCAUAUGCCUUGAUAAUCACACUCUACAGGGCCAUAUCAGAUGGAAAGGAGUUUAUGCGCAAACAGGAGCUGAUUGAUGCAGCGGAAGCGAGCGGUCUUUCCCGUGCUCCAAUCGGACCUGAGAAAGGAAAAGGGAAACCUGGGAUUGGAAACUCACCUAGGGACUGGUACAGUGGAUGGAGCUGCAUGAAAACACUAGUAACUAAAGGGCUGGUUGUCAAGUCUAGCUGCCCGGCCAAGUAUAUGCUAACAGAAGAAGGAAAGGAAACUGCACGUGAAUGUCUAUCAAGAUCUGGAAUUGUUACUUCUGAUGAAAGUCUGGCCAACAUGGAAGAAAUUUCAAAUUUGGAUGGGAAGGUCAUGGAAGAUGAGGGCUUCUCAGAAAAGGACAUGUCAGAUGUGGAAAUUGAAAGUGAAUCUUCAGAAAAACAAGUAGCAUUGCCCUCUCUUCAAUUGGGUGGGCAGAAGAAAAUGAUUGAUAUUCCCCCAGGGUGUUUUGACAGGUUUAUGGGAAUGGGGUUUUCCAAGGAACAAAUUACUCUUGCUUUUUCUAAGGCUUCAGAGACCUCACAAGGAAAGGACAUAUCAUCACUUUGGCCGACUGUUCUGUGUCAACUUCGAGAAGAUCAAGUCUAUGGCCUAAGUUCUAGCACAGUUGAGGAAAGAGUAGUCAAGACUGCUUGCAGGGGACCAUCCGAUGAUCCAAAGUCUUCUAGCUUUGCAGAUUUCAAGCAGAACUCAACUACAUUGAUCGCCUUCCCAUCCCCUGCACUCUCUGUAGGCAAUAAGGGUGGAAAAUACUCAGAAGCUAAAUCUAGUAUUUUAUCAAUGCCACCUCUGACUUAUGGAGAGAGGUUUGAAGAUGUUUAUGAAGUAAUUUUGAUAUUGGAUGAUCGAGAGCAAUUUGUUAGUCAAGGGUCGCGUUCUAGGAAAAUUGUUGAGAACAUCAGUAUGCAAUUUAAAAUUCGAAUAGAGGUUAGACGGUUACCUGUUGGGGAUGCAAUCUGGAUAGCUCGGCAUAAAAAUACUGGCAGUGAAUAUGUUCUUGAUUUCAUUGUGGAGAGGAAGAAAGUUGACGAUUUGCGCAGCUCAAUCAGAGAUAACCGAUAUAAAGAUCAGAAGUUGCGGCUUUUGAGAUGUGGGCUCAAAAAGAUGAUAUAUGUAGUAGAAGGAGAUGCAAAUGUAUCAGAAGCUGCUGAAAGCAUUAAAACAGCUUGUUUUACGACUGAGAUCUUGGAGGGAUUUGAUGUGCAAAGAACAGCUGGUUUGGGAGAUACAUUAAGGAAGUAUGGCUAUCUUACUCAGGCAAUUGAUCAUUACUAUAAAUCCAUGGAGGACAAGCAUAAAAGUCCUGAAAUGUGCCCCCCUUUUAAAGCAUUUAUUAGGAGGUGUGAGGAUUUGGACAAAAUGACCGUCAGUGAUGUAUUUGCCAUCCAACUCAUGCAGGUUGCACAGGUAACAGAAGAGGUUGCUUGGACUGUUUUGGAUAUGUAUCCAACUUUGUUUUCUCUCGCACGGGCAUACUCUCUUCUGGAUGGUGAUGUACGUGCACAGGAGGAAUUGCUUAAGAAGCAGAGCAGUAACUUAAUCAGUGCCACCGUUAGCAAAAAUAUUUUCCAACUGAUUUGGGGGAGUUAAUCACUGCAUGCAUUGCCUUUUGGUCACUGCUCAGAGUUGAUGGUAGGAAUGCUUAAGGGAGGAUUUGUUUUUCCAAUCCCGGCAACACAUGGUGUAAAUAUGUGAUAGGUUUUAUCUGGUUAGCUUCUUUGUAUGAAAGCACAUUUAGCUCAUUAGAAACAAUAUUUUCUUUUGGGAGUAUACAUUUUUUGUAUGAAUGUUUCUACUCUUUUUCAUAUUGUUACAGUAUAUUCAGCUGAGGUAUCCUAUCUAACUCUA
Molecule: messenger RNA, 2340 nt
Organism: Ipomoea nil (Japanese morning glory)
Lineage: Eukaryota; Viridiplantae; Streptophyta; Magnoliopsida; Solanales; Convolvulaceae
Product: crossover junction endonuclease MUS81
Exons: 15
Coding region: 124-2082 (652 amino acids)
Biological process (GO): DNA catabolic process; resolution of meiotic recombination intermediates; double-strand break repair via break-induced replication
Cellular component (GO): Holliday junction resolvase complex; nucleus
Molecular function (GO): 3'-flap endonuclease activity; DNA binding; crossover junction DNA endonuclease activity
Source: RefSeq, a predicted model, not a curated record